AUGUCUUCCGUGCUUGCGCCUUUGACUGUUGCUAGCCGUAGAGAAACCCAGCUGGAAAUCCGAUUUAAGCAUGUGGACCACAGCAGAGAUCCAAAUAAUUUGCAAGCUGCAAAAACAAACAAACCUUCUUCGCAUUUGCUGAGUCAUCGAGAACAGAUCGAAAACCCAUCGGCGUACUACAGGGCACUAUUUGGGAUUUACGGGGACGUCGAAGAAAAGCCCACUCCAAAACGACUCACCAAUUGGGUGGGUUUGUCGAGAUUGUUCGUCAAUGAAGACAGCUACGGGAUGUUGUGUGGAAGGUAUCCCGAGAGGACCUUCACUAGAUAUUUGUACCAUUUGAACUAUGGUGGCUGCAACCGGACGCUUUUCCGCUGUGACUUCCAGAUUUGCGCUGAAAUCUGCCCAUAUUUUUUCUGGGACACAAGAUUGGAAGAGGAUCUGAUGCCUCUGAGGCAUUUCUUGUUUUGUGCACCGGAUGUUGAUCUU
Molecule: messenger RNA, 489 nt
Organism: Notodromas monacha
Lineage: Eukaryota; Metazoa; Arthropoda; Ostracoda; Podocopida; Cyprididae
Source: the annotation of a GenBank genome assembly